AUGGUGAAUUAUGCAGAUUGGAGAAAAGACUUACAAGAGAUUUUCAGCAUGGCGCAAGGUGUACCGUCAAGAAUGGAUCUCAUAGGGCGGCUCAAGCGGUCCUUGGCUCUGCUUUCUUACCCUCCGGUCCGUGCCGGCUCUCCACCGGAGAUCUCCCUCUCUUCCGAUCACGAGCCUCCUCCAGCUCCUCUCAGAAGAAGGCCUACACCUUACUUUGAUGCAGCUCCACUACUAGACACGCUAAUGGGAGACCGAAGGCCGAGGUCUUCAGAUACCUCAAGACACCCCUACAGACAAGAGGAAAAGAGAUCCCGAACUCACACUACUAACCCCUCAAACUCUCAGGGUACGCAUAGAGAAUGGAGAGAAAGACAAGUUACUCCACCUGUGAGACACGUAGACUCAAUUACUCCAACUCCGGCGCCGGUCCACCAGAUAGAAGACACUCCACAAGCUCCACUGGGAAGGAACUUAGAUCUGUGUGACUUCCCCUCUCCACCAGCCAGACCCCAAACAAGGGACGAAGUGAUGAACGAUCUACACAAGGCUGCUCGCCAGUACGCAAAUUGUGAGGACCCCGUUGAAAGUAAUGCCAGAAGAGCUCGAAUCCUCCUUAGUGAACAGAACGGAGAUGUAGAGGCAGCAGCUGAUAGCAUUAUGCUUGCAGCGUCUACAGCUUUGGCUGCAGGGGCCUCUAACUCGCAGUUCCUUCGUAUGGAAACGACUAAGAACCUGCAGCUCCCUUCAGAGCACCUCUUUACUGAUUCUCCAGCCGCAGUUCAACGUCCUAUUCCAGCUGAAGCUCGAAGGCCUGCAUCUCUACCAAGACCUAGGGGAUACCACGAAAGAUCAAGUAGGCAAACUCCCAGUCCCAUGCAAGGCACGGGGGCCUCGACAUUUAGAUGCAGCUCUAGGAUCAUCCCUGCCCCCUCUACCUACGACCUCUGCCUCUGCUGCCGGUGA
Molecule: messenger RNA, 963 nt
Organism: Eruca vesicaria subsp. sativa (arugula)
Lineage: Eukaryota; Viridiplantae; Streptophyta; Magnoliopsida; Brassicales; Brassicaceae
Source: the annotation of a GenBank genome assembly